AUGACGCCGCUGUCCAAAGAACAAGUGAUUGAAGCUGGACCAAUACCUGACGGACGACCUCUAGCACCCCUGGCGUGGACAAAGAGCCCUGUGGUGGGGAUACUACCUACGAAGAAGAGGAGGAAGGUUAAGAUCCUGGGAUGCUACCUAGAGGAGGGAGGUAAAGAUCCUCGGGAACUUCCUAGAGGAGGAGGUAAGUUAGAGGAGGUGUACAGUGCCCUGGUGGAGGCCUCCCAUCCCAACAUGGUGGUGUAUAGGAGGGAGCAGAUCCCUGAGCGUCUCCACUACCGUCACAACAACAGGAUCAUGCCCAUAAUUAUCGAGGCCAAGGAGGGCUGGACCAUCACCCAGAACAGAACCACUGGACCACACAUGUUGGGUAACCACGGCUACGACAACACCCUACCCAGCAUGCAUCCUGUCUUGGUGGCGCGUGGCCCCGCCUUCCGUCAGGACUACGUGAAGAGGUCCAUGCGUUCCGUUGACCUCUACCCCCUCAUGUGUCACAUCCUGUCUGUCCGGCCCCGCCCCAACAAUGGUUCUCUAGCCCGGGUUAUGGACCUCCUCUCCGAGCCCUCCCCCCCCACACACUCCACCCCCCUGGAGGGCAGAUACCAGCCUUCCUUCGCCACCGCCCUGGGCGUGGUCCUGGGGGUUGUCAUGGUGACAGGGUUCCUGGUGGUUAUCGUCAAACAGAUGACGAUCCGACAACUACCCAACAGGCAGAGAGAGAUGGCCCAGCCGCUAUUACUUGGAGAACUACAGCUUUAGAGAGGAGAGGCAGAGGAGAGGAGAGAGGAGAGAGAGAGGAGGAGAGGAGAGGGAGUUAGAAGAGAGAGGAGGAGAGGAGAGGGAGUUAGGAGAGAGAGAGGAGGAGAGAAGAAAGGAGAGGAGAGGAGGAGAGUUGACGCCGUACACCGGUAAAGGACAGUAGUUAACCAGGCUUCAGUGUGGUGGAGGAGCAGAGGAGAGGAUACGUGUGGCUUUAUUCUGAUGGUUAUCUUGUUGUUAAUCUCAUCAGACAGGAGCAGUCAUAAUAACAAUAAGAAGCAAUAGUACAACGGACACCAAGCGUAAUAAGGGAGUAAAUCUAGUAUGUGGUUGAGUUGUUAUGCCGUACAGUGAAUCAGAGAACCACUGUGAGAUCUGAGUUCAUUUAUUUAGUCAGGCUUUGU
Messenger RNA from Salvelinus sp. IW2-2015, 1175 nucleotides. The record is from RefSeq and is a predicted model, not a curated record. NCBI's taxonomy places the organism in Eukaryota, Metazoa, Chordata, Actinopteri, Salmoniformes, Salmonidae.